Molecule: messenger RNA, 660 nt
Organism: Brugia pahangi
Lineage: Eukaryota; Metazoa; Nematoda; Chromadorea; Rhabditida; Onchocercidae
Source: the annotation of a GenBank genome assembly
AUGGCUGUGGCGCAAAAAUAUUACGAUUUAUGCGCGAUAUUGUUUCCAAUAGCAAUGUAUAUGUUCGAUGAUACUAAACGAAAAAAAAUUGAAGGAUUUGUUUGGACUAAUAAUGAACGACAAAUUCUUCAAUUCCAUCAGCAAAAAUUGUUACUAUUAUGGUGCACAUCAACGGCAGCAAUAUUUAUAGCAAUGUUAUUAAUUAUACCAUUUUUUUUCAAAUUUAAAAAAGCAAAAACAAAUGAAGAGCGAACAUUUCGCUUACUGAUAAUGUAUACAUUGGCAGUUGUAUUUAUUAUUAUUGUAUCAUUAAAUGGUAUAGCAAUGAUAUGGCUUUAUAUUACGGCACCAGCUGAUAAUAAAUUAUUUUAUGAAUUAUUUGAUAAAUCGGUUAAAGAGGAAAUAUUUUUAACUCAAAUUGAAAAAGGACUUGAUUGCAUCUCAGAUGAUGAUAAAGAACUUGAUCCAACUGUUGAAUGUGAUAAUACUAUCAAUCGAUCAGUAAUCAGUCGGAAAUGGCUAAAACCGUUGUUGAUUGUUUGGAUUGUUGGUCAUGUAAUUGCAUUGUUUUUAUUUGGAUUCGUUAAUAAAGAUUUUAAAAGCGAUGAAAACGAUGGCAAUUUGAGGAAUGUAGCAGCGAAAGAGAAGCUAAUAGGAUGA